This is a messenger RNA of Aphidius gifuensis, 1602 nucleotides long. Its product is annotated as vascular endothelial growth factor receptor 2-like. Gene Ontology annotation, biological process: protein phosphorylation; multicellular organism development; positive regulation of kinase activity. The transcript is spliced from 4 exons. The coding region runs from base 1 to 1602 and encodes 533 amino acids. Lineage: Eukaryota; Metazoa; Arthropoda; Insecta; Hymenoptera; Braconidae. Gene Ontology annotation, cellular component: signaling receptor complex. The record is from RefSeq and is a predicted model, not a curated record. Gene Ontology annotation, molecular function: ATP binding; transmembrane receptor protein tyrosine kinase activity.
AUGAAACCAAAUUUUACUUAUACAAAUCUGAACAAGCGUGAAACUCUUUAUAAAUCUGAUGAUGUAGAAAAAAUAGUGCUUCAAUGCUACGUUAAAGGUUGGCCUGAGCCAGAAAUAACCUGGUGGAAAAAUAAUGUCCAAAUAAAUACAACUGGUAAUGACAGUUCGCAAUACAAAUUCACAAAUAAUAAUCAAGAAUUACACAUUGUAAGUUUAUUUGCAACAUAUAAUGAUACAUAUUCAUGCAAAGCUAAAAACCGUCUGGCUGUAUUAUUAUUAGUGAUCGAAGCAAUUAUCUUGAUUUAUAUAUUUUUAAAAUUACGAAGAGAAAGAAAAAUUCGAAAAAAAUUGAAAGAAGGUUUCUUGAUGUUUUUCAAAAAAAGUGCAUUGUUGCAUCCAGAAUUGAGAGUAAAUGAUCGAUCAGAUUUACUACAGUAUGAUGAAAAAUGGGAAUUUUCAUGUGAUAAAUUAAAACUUGGCAAACGAUUGGGAACUGGUGAAUUUGGAGUUGUAAUGAAAGCAAAAGCACGAGGUAUUUGUGGUGAUGAUAAAUCAAAAACAAAAGUUGCUGUUAAAGUUGUUAAAAAAUCAAUUGAAAUGACAAACAUACAAGCACUUGCAAAUGAAUUGAACAUUUUAAUGUAUCUUGGUAAACAUGUGAAUGUUGUUGAUCUACUUGGUGCUUGUACUGAUAAUAUUGCCAAACGUGAACUACAUGUUAUAUUUGAGUAUUGUCCUUUUGGUAAUUUACGUGAUUAUUUAAUUAAACGGAGGCAUAAAUUUAUCAAUCAAAUUGAUCCAUCAACUGGUAAAUUUAACAUCUCAUCUAGCUCUGAAAUUUUGAAACAAUUUACAAACUUUCAAGCCAAUAAUAAUUUCAAUUUAUUAAUUGAACAAGACAUGUCAGCUGAUAAUAUUGCUCUCAUCAGCAACGUAAAACAAUCUGUUCGCCAUUCAAAAUACAUUGGUGAUUAUAAAAAAGAUUUAAAGACAAUUCGUACUGAAAAUUUACUCGUGUGGGCAUUCCAAAUUGCCCAAGGAAUGAAAUAUCUUGGCCAGAAAAAUAUACUACAUGGUGACUUGGCUGCACGAAAUAUACUUCUUGCUAAGAAUAAUGUUGUUAAAAUUUCAAGUUUUGGUCUAGCAAAAAAUAUGGAGAAUCAUGAUUUUUAUGUAAAGAAAGAUGAUGCUCCACUUCCAAUAAAAUGGCUUGCCAUUGAUUCUCUAAAAGAUGAAAUAUUCACAACUCAAUCAGACGUCUGGUCAUUUGGUAUAAUGCUUUGGGAAUUUUUUUCACUUGGUAAAACACCAUAUCCAGGAAUGGAACUUAAAGAAUGUGUAUUAAAAGUACAACAAGGCUAUCGAAUGGAAAAACCAGAAUAUGCUACAGAUGAAAUUUAUAAUAUUAUGUUUAAAUGUUGGCUAGAAAAUCCAACACUCAGACCAACAUUUACUGAGCUUGCUGAUAUGAUUGGUGAUUUUCUUGAUGAACAAGUUCAAAGGUAUUUUAUUGAUUUAAACUCACCAUAUGUUGAUUAUUGUAAUGAUACAAAGCACAAUAAUUUGAUGAUUAAAUCUUCACAAGAUCAAGCAUUGGAAUAA